Messenger RNA from Aphanomyces astaci, 1832 nucleotides. RefSeq lists its product as hypothetical. Gene Ontology annotation, molecular function: protein binding. The transcript is spliced from 10 exons. The record is from RefSeq and is a predicted model, not a curated record. The coding region runs from base 1 to 1344 and encodes 447 amino acids. NCBI's taxonomy places the organism in Eukaryota, Oomycota, Saprolegniomycetes, Saprolegniales, Verrucalvaceae.
AUGGCGGCGCACUGUGUAGUUUGGUGGAACAAACACCAGCAUGUGCUCGUGGUGGUGGCUUGUUCUACCUCCAUUGGUUCUCUCGAGUCUGGAACUACGGGUAAAUGGACCAAGUUGUCUGGCCCCGAUGCCAACAGCCCCGCUCGACGCGAAGGCACUAUCCUUCAAGUGAUCGGCGAUAUUGCUUAUAUCUACGGUGGCCUGACCAACAACACGAUGUUUACCGACACGUGGAAGUUUGACCUGCUCCAUCUGGAAUGGACCCGACUCGUCACGACAGUGUCGCCCGGCUAUCGAUUUGACCACGUGGGGACAACCCAUGGCACGGACGUGUAUGUAUUUGGAGGGUCCGUGUCGAAUACAAGUCGACUACAAAGCGGCACGCUCUCCCAGAUGAACGACAUGUGGAAACUAGACUCGUUAAUCGACCAGUGGGUCCAAAUCACGCCCCCUUCGUGCAUCCAUCGCCUCCCCGCCCCUCGCACUGAGGCUGUGGCCGUGCCGACGGGGGAUGCCAUGGUGGUGUUUGGGGGGGUGGUGCUACCUUCCUCUAACGAAAGCGCGGCCGACUUUAACGACAUUUGGCAGUUUCGUUACGAUACCGAGACUUGGCGCGAAGUUGUGCCCAAGGCAAACACCCCUUUGCCGUUGCCUCGGUUCUCGCACACCGCUACCACUGUCACAGUGCAUGGCGUCCGCCACAUGAUUGUCCUCAGCGGUCGACAUAUCAUUCGAGAUGGGUGGUCUGUCCUCGCCGACGCGUGGAUGCUGCCGCUCGUCCUUGAUGACAAUGACGAGGCGCCAACGUGGAUAUUGCUGUCUGUGAGUCCUGUGUACAAUCGCCUCUUUGGGGGUGCUGUGAGCGUGAGCUCAAGCCUGUGGAUGUUUGGUGGGUUUGCUUUCUACAGCCACAGCGAGCGGGACGGCUUAGCAUACUCCGACACGGUGGCUGCAGACAUUGCGUCAUUAAUGGACAACAAAGUAACUCUAUUUUAUGACUACACAAGCUCAGACGAAACCACCCGAAGCAGCCCACACGCCCGAUUUCACCACGCCAUGGCCGUGUGGCGCGACCAAGUGUUGGUGUUUGGCGGUAAAUUCCUCCAGAGCUACGGCGACCUGUGGCUGCGCAACACAACCAUGUUCCCCACAGACCCAAAUCCGUACCAGCCCCGUCCCAACGCCCUUAGCUCGGUGGUGUUUGUGUUUGUCAGCGUAUUUUGGCUCUCGUCGGUCGUGGGCUAUUUGUGUUUGUUUGCGAUCCGUAUCUGCUUUCCCCCAGUACAAAUCCACUCCCCCUCAUUAUAUACCCUUCCCCUCCUUCAUACCUUGGCCAUAUCCUAAAGAUUGUGCAUUUCUAGUUUAACUUCCGUGUGCGCAUGAUGCCAUUGCCGCCGUUGCGCCAUCGAGGACUUUCAUUCGAUGAAAUUACCGCCUUUAAACUUGUUCCCUUUGUUGCCCGGAAGGACGGCGGUGGGUCGGACGAACUGUGCUCGAUUUGCUUGGCCGACUUUGAGCCCCGAGAACGCCUCCGUGAGCUCUCUUGCCAACAUCGAUACCAUCCAGCUUGCAUCGACACUUGGCUGGCCAAAAGUCAGUCGUGCCCUCUCUGCAAACGACACCUUGCGUCACCCAAGGCCACGACGUGGGCUGGACGCGUCGCACGACAUAGGGUUACAGCCGCCGCUCCGGCGCAGCAGACAUCAACGCAUACACCACGAUGACAAGUGACAACAACCAAAUGAAAUUUAUUGUAUGCGUUUGGCACAUUGUGCACGUUCGUUUAAGAUGGGCGUAACUAAGGUACAAUCUAACCGAGCGACAUGACAAGC